Messenger RNA from Exophiala xenobiotica, 1050 nucleotides. RefSeq lists its product as uncharacterized. Gene Ontology annotation, cellular component: cytoplasm. The coding region runs from base 136 to 855 and encodes 239 amino acids. The transcript is spliced from 6 exons. The record is from RefSeq and is a predicted model, not a curated record. Lineage: Eukaryota; Fungi; Ascomycota; Eurotiomycetes; Chaetothyriales; Herpotrichiellaceae. Gene Ontology annotation, biological process: protein depalmitoylation. Gene Ontology annotation, molecular function: palmitoyl-(protein) hydrolase activity; carboxylic ester hydrolase activity.
AGUGUCUUCAGUAUCACAGUACAUACAUACACCAGGUGCAUUUUUCGGUUUCCAUUGAGAUUGUAUCUGGACUACUAGAUCUUUUCUUCCUGCGCGGCGUUGAACCCUUUUCUUUCCAUCUUCAAGACUUUCGGAAUGGCAGGAAGACAUGCCUUGGUCGUACCUGCGCUAAAGAAGCACACGGCGACAAUCAUUAUGGCGCAUGGGCUGGGCGAUAGCGGCGCCGGAUGGGUAUCUCUUGCUGAAACAUGGCGACGACGCGGCAAGUUUGAGGACGUCAAGUUCAUAUUUCCAAAUGCACCCAACAUACCAAUCACGGUGAAUAUGGGAAUGAGCAUGCCCGGCUGGUAUGAUAUCGUAAGACGCCGCGACGAUGCAGAGUUUUCAGAUCUGAACCAACAGCAAGACGAACGUGGAAUCCUCCGAAGUCGAGCCACCUUUACGAAAUUGAUCACGGACGAGAUCGCAGCUGGGAUUCCUUCCAACCGCAUUGUGCUCGGUGGAUUCUCGCAAGGCGGUGCUAUGUCUAUAUUUACUGGUGUUACAACGCCGCACAAACUGGGAGGUGUGUUUGGCUUGAGCUGUUACCUGGUGCUAGCAGACAAAGUGAAAGAGCUUGCGAAAGAGGCCAAUGAGGUGAACAAAGAUACUCCUUUCUUCAUGGGUCACGGUGAUAGGGACGAGGUGGUCAAAUACAAGUGGGGUCAACACACAGCGGAAUUCCUGAGAAAGGAGUUGGGGCAUAAGGUCGAGUUCAAGACGUAUAGGGGUCUCCCUCACUCUGCUGCUCCGGAAGAAAUCGACGACCUGGAGGAGUUCAUCAAACAAUGUCUACCGGCCAAUGAGUCUCUUUGACUAGAUGAUCGUAAGGGUGCACCUGAUUGGAGCUGGAUACCAUUGAUUGUUCUCAUCAUGUUGGCGUCGCUUGCAUCUUUUGGAUUGGCCAAAUCAUGGCGUCGGGGUCAGAAAGCAAGGAAGAGCUAGAAUCUUUGUCUGUUGCAUCGAACAGAAACAGCUUGAAUUUUGAAGACUAUUUCAUGACCAACAAUA